This is a messenger RNA of Echinococcus granulosus, 2598 nucleotides long. Its product is annotated as Coiled-coil domain-containing protein. Bases 1 to 2598 code for a protein of 865 amino acids. NCBI's taxonomy places the organism in Eukaryota, Metazoa, Platyhelminthes, Cestoda, Cyclophyllidea, Taeniidae. The record is from RefSeq and is a predicted model, not a curated record. The transcript is spliced from 15 exons.
AUGGCGGGAGGGUUACUAAGCGAAUGGGUGGAGAAGGUUGGGGGUGGACUGGAGGUGGGCACUAUUCUCCCAACUUACCCCUCGCGGCAUAUACUUAUCCAUUGGCAAGAAUCACGAGAGAGUGAGCAUAAACUUCACAUCCUAAUGAAGUACUGCCACACCGAAUUGGAUCGUCAGGAGAUGGAAUUAUCGAAGGCGGAACAAUUUCCUGAGAACGCAGUCACCGAACCAUUGAUGCUGCGUGCACAGAUAAUUAAUACGUAUAACUGUGCCAUGGAGACCGAGGAGCGUGUAGAGACGCUCUCUUACGAAGAGGCACUGCUGAGGGAGGAGAGGAAACUCCUUAAGCGCGACUUCUCCCGCUUUCCCAUGUCCGAGUUGGAGGCUCUUGGAGAAGACAUCGACAUCUUUGCUGAAAUGGAGAGACGAUUUAAAUCGCUGCAAACACAAUACCAGGAGACCUUCAUGGAGAUCGACAUGUUGCGACUGGAAAACAAACGAAGUCGUGAACAACUGCGAGUCUCCAAAGACUUCCUUGAUGACAUUCGUUUGGAGCAUACAGAGUCACAGCUGCGAUUAAAUCGAGUCAAAGCCGAUUGCGUGUUGGCGACUGCCCUACCGGGUCAGUAUAUUAAGGAGACAGAAAAGGCCCGGAAGUAUAAGUCGGACUUUGAAAAGAAAAUUAAAAGUUUGGACUCCCAACACGCUAUUUUGGUUGGACAGAAGGAGAAGUUGGAAAGCGAAUUACAAUCAGUUACUGCAAACAACGAGAAUUGUAAAAUCGAGAUUGAAAGAAACAAAGAAAGGGUUGAUUUAAACAAGGAGCAAACGGAGGAUUUGAUUCGCAGUUGUGCCAGUUGGCAGGAUCUGGAAAUGGUCUCACGUACUGAAAAAGCCAAAUUGACCCAACGUUUUGAGACCUUUGCCUCGGAGAAGAAGGAGUGCCAGCAGGAGCAAAGUAAAUUAAAGUGGGAGAAGGAUAGCAGUGUAAAACAAAUGAAGAAGGCGCAGGCUCAGCUGGAUAUUUGUAUGGAGUUCAAUACUACAGCAGUAUUUGAAAAAGCCCGAGCUCGGUUAGCAGUUACACCGAAGUAUGACAAUACACUUGUAAAACGUAAAGAAAAGUUAAAUGAAUUCCUUCGAAAUCUGCAUUCUGAUAUUGCUGAAGAGGAGAAACGAAUGGCAGCAGAGUAUGUGCACAUAAAUCAGGCUGUAGUAUUGUCUGAACGUCGAUUGUCCCUGUUGGAGAGGAGUAGGGCGGAGAAUUCGGAGCUCCUUCAGCUGGCCACCUCCCUGUCCGAGGAGAUGGCACGUGCAGUGUGUGAAUUCAACGGGGCUUUUCGUAAACACUCUCGCCUUGCUGAGGAUUGUCAAAUCAAGUUGCGUCUCAUUGAACGCCAGUUGGAUGAGUUGCAAACACUUGAGACACGGCUGAAUGACGUCUCCAAUCUCUACAUGGACGUGAAAAAGGAGCGAAACAACUGUGUCAGCCUCCUCCAGGCGGCUGUUCAAGUCGCCUCAGCAACUCGUGAACGUCUUCGUCAAAGGGGGAAUGAAGCGGAGAUACUCCUGACUGCAGCACAACGCAGUGAAGCUCAAUUAGCAACGGUGCGAUCCACGACCAUCCGGCUAGUGGCGCAGAGGGAUCACAAACGUCACGAUCUCUGCAAGGUGGCCGCUGCAGUAGCCGUGCAGAAUGCCAAACGCGAACAAAUGCGGUUGAAGUUGAAUCGGCUGACCCUGAUGUACAAUCAGGCUGAGGCGAGCAGCAUUGCGCUUAAGAAGGCUUGUGAAAGGAAUGCCAAGCUAAGAAAUGAGCGAGCGAUACUACUCAUUGAAAGGAACCAGGAGGUCUACCUCUUGCAGGAGCGUGAGAAGUAUCAGACGAUUGCCAUGGCAUCAGCCAAAAUGGAUCUAAGUGGAUUAGAAGCCGAGUAUCAGACGUCACAACUCUACCUAAAGCAGAUUCAACAUAUGAUCCAUCUGUUGCGAGAACAGGUCCCCAAGAAAAUGCACAUGGAGGGCAGUGUCCACGGCCUCAUUCAGGAGUUGAUUGGAAUUCGCGCCCACAAGGCACAGCUGGUGGCAUGGUUCGAGGAUCCCGAUCGCCCAGGGCGUCUGCGACUACUGGGUGGAGCAGAUCCCAGCCAAUCGGAGUUAUGGGUCAUCCUUGGACGACUGGAGAAGCGCCUAGCUGCGAAGGAGGAGGACUUGGCCGAGAAGAAUUUAACCUAUGAGGCAAUUGGUCGACUUGUGGAUGCCCUUCGUGUCAAAACGGAUGCUAACAGAGAUGACACACUCCGCAUGGCAAUGAAGGUGAAUGGCAUCCAACUGAAGCUCAUCAAAUUACGCAAACAAUUGGAGACAAAGUAUGCUGAGCUAAUCAUCAGCAACUUUGAGCACAAGAAAUUGCAAAACGAAGUCAGGAAAAGGGAACGACACCUGGAUGUCUGCAUGAUCCGUGCAUUAAGCGAAAUGCCGCCGAGCCGAGAAAUUGCGCGGGAAUACAGGCUGACCAAGCGGCGGGAGCAAAUUCGUAGGCAGUACAAAGCUGAGAAGGCACAAGGACCAAAGAAGGUAGGUGCCUCAUGCAGCUGA